ACAAUACACGCGUAAUUUAUAUAUUUCUAUUAUCUAUCAAUCUGUUUUAAAGUGUACACAAUAUUUAAUGGAAUAAAACUUAAAAAAAGUAUUUACAGUGGUGAGGAGAUUGUUGAUUAACUCUACAACAGUGCUUUCAUUUAAAACAAGGAAGAAGUCAGUUUAUAUUGAUAAGGUCCUACCACUAUUUGAUACAGAUCCGUGGAUGAAUUUAUAAAUGUAAAGUUCCAUGGUAUAAUAUCGGAGCCGAUAUCCAAUAGAAAAUGGAUCAGGCAGCUGACAUUAAAGAACUCUCGUCAUUGAUGUUAUCAGAAGUUUUGAAUGAUAUUGGCGUCAAUGAAAGAAUGGUGUUGAAAAUGCGACAAGUAAACAUGCUGAGAGAGACUAUGAGUAAUAUCACACUCUGGUCAAUUGGUGAUAAUAUGACUACAUAUUAUCUAGGGAGUCAGAGUGAAGGAACAACUACUGUCGGACUUCAGUCAGACUUAGAUAUACUAUUCUUUGAAAAUGACGUCAAUGUUAUACAAGACUGGUCAGAGUGGGAACACGGCAAAGUAAACUAUUUGAUGAUACAAGAUGAAAACACUACUCCUGGGUAUUGUUUCCUUCAACUUCUCCAAUCUGAUGAACCUUUUCCUGCCAUUGUGAUUCCUAAAGAAGAUCAUAUUACUGAUAGAAAUGGAAGAAUAUUGUUGAAAAACAAAUUGAACAAUGUUAUUUCUCCAGAUGCUUUUCAGAUCGGUCCAUCAUUUGCUUUACAUGGACAUUCAGGAAUGCUUGAUGAAGAUUUUGUGAAGUCUUUACCCUGUAAAUCUUGGCCCCAAUCAGCGUCUGUCUGGUUAGAGAAAGUAAGUGUAAGUAGAUGGUUAACACAGGAUAUAAGAAGAUAUGUAGCUGGCACCGGAUGUUUUGUUGUAGCCACUGGAAGUAAGGUCAGUAAGUAUCCUGAACAAGAAUGGAGAAUAUCUACUACACUGGCAGAGAGAUGUCUUAUGUUUAAUUUGAAUAUAACACAAAUAAGAUGCUACGUUUUAAUGAAAAUGAUUCUAAAAUCUUACCUGAAUCCCGAAGGUGAAACACAUUUAUCAAGUUUUAUGUGUAAAACAACUCUGUUACAUAGCAUUGAAAACACACAUCCAAGUAUAUGGAAAGAAAACAAUUUGUUAGUAUGUUUAUCAUAUUGCUUACAAAAAUUACACAAUUAUGUACAGUAUGGUCAUUGUCCCCAUUUCAUUAUACCAGGAAAUAAUUUGAUGGCAGGUCAGUUUACAGCUAGGGAAAGACACACACUCUUGAAAAGGAUAAACAGAGUCAUAAAUAAUGACGUACACAUGUUGCUUAACAUUUGCAUUGACGAUCUAGGAUAUAGAUUGCAGGAAAAGCUGAAUAUAGUACCUCGAAGAGUGUACAAUUUACAGACCUCUCUUGAAGUUAGUGAAUAUUGUUCAACUAUCCAUUAUAUUAACUUUGCAAACGCUAUGAGUAGCAAUCACAAAGGGGUUCUUAUAAUUGUACAAAAUGAGGAAAAUAUUGGAGCGUUGAAGACAAUUCUUUACAAGCUACUAAGCUACAGUUAUAGAAGUAAUGGACUAGAACAAGCCACGUGCAGAAUUGUGGUAUCACUUCUAUUGGCAACAUUUGGAACAGUUCUGGCAUCAUCCUGUAUUGGUAAAAAUAAACAAGUCUCAUCUGAAGCAUUAGACUGGUUAUCAAAAGGCUUGGAAUCAGACGUUACAUCUAGCAGACUUAAACUUGCCUCAGUGUACUAUUGUACAGGAGAUAUGGUAAAAACUGAAUUCAUUCUGAGAUAUAUCGAAAAUCAGUAUUUUUCUGUUCCCAUCUUACAUUGCUGUAGCUGCUGGGAUCAAACUCCACCAGAAGUAACAAAAGAAUUCACGAGGAUAUGUAAUGAGGAAAAUGUUGACUGUGUCAAACAUAUUACAGCAUUCUGUGUCAAGUUCAUUAAGGCGGAGAUCAACUGUGUUCCUCAUGAACUACAAUAUGAAAUGUUCAGAUCUACACAAGAUGAUAUGUUACAUAGACAUGCAACAAAAAGCAGAGGGAUGGACUGGUCUAUAAUAGAUUCACUAAUUUACCUCUACUUCCUACAAUAUAAGACCUACCGUCAACUAGGAAAAUUUCAAGAGGAACAACAGGCACUACGUAAACUUUCAAGAGCCAUAGCUGAAGAGGAGAAUCUUGGACAUAGAGAAACAGCUUUAAAUAUUUUAGGACAAUGUAUGGAACAAGAAAACCGACCUCAGGCUGCAUUUAACUGCUACAUUCGUUCUCUACACCUACGAGCUAGAAAUAAUGCAGCAAGGGUACACAUUUGCAGGCUUCUCUGUAAAUUAUCGGUCAGUAAAUACAAUUGAAGAUCAAAAAUAUUAUAGGGUUGAUAUUAAUAUAAACAAUUAAGUUUAAAGUGACCAUGAACAGAAUUUACCACGAGUCAAGCUUACAGAAUUUUUCCAAAAUAUCGCGUUUCGUUUAUUUCUACUAUUCUGUAUCAAUACAAUAAUGCACACUUAUAUAUAGAUAUAAUAAUAAUAAUAAUGAAUUUUCAGAAAGGAUUAUAAAGAAAAAAGCA
Ruditapes philippinarum (Manila clam) is the source of this 2590-nucleotide messenger RNA. RefSeq lists its product as uncharacterized. Bases 264 to 2375 code for a protein of 703 amino acids. Lineage: Eukaryota; Metazoa; Mollusca; Bivalvia; Venerida; Veneridae. The record is from RefSeq and is a predicted model, not a curated record. The transcript is spliced from 2 exons. Gene Ontology annotation, molecular function: protein binding.